This is a messenger RNA of Dufourea novaeangliae, 2928 nucleotides long. RefSeq names its product partitioning defective 3 homolog. Gene Ontology annotation, cellular component: apical junction complex; cell cortex; adherens junction. Gene Ontology annotation, molecular function: protein binding; phosphatidylinositol binding. The record is from RefSeq and is a predicted model, not a curated record. Bases 1 to 2886 code for a protein of 961 amino acids. The transcript has a single exon. Lineage: Eukaryota; Metazoa; Arthropoda; Insecta; Hymenoptera; Halictidae. Gene Ontology annotation, biological process: establishment or maintenance of epithelial cell apical/basal polarity; cell adhesion; microtubule cytoskeleton organization.
AUGAAGGUGACUGUGUGUUUCGACAACGUUAGAGUGGUGGUUCCUUGCGGGAAUGGAACCCUACUGGUUAAAGACUUAAUGCAUGAGGCUAUUCUAAGGUAUAAAAAAGCAACUGGAAAAAAUGAUAGUGCACUAACUAUAAACAGCUUAUCCUCCUUAACUGGAGGUGGUCUGUUGGAUCCAGAUGACAGGUUAUGCGAUGUAGCCGAUGAUAGAGAGCAGAUUGUUGCUCAUUUUGUGAGUACAGAUUCUACGCAUGCUGGUGGUGAUGGGGCAAGUUCUGUGGGGACAAACAGCCCUGACUUUUUUCACUCGGAUGGCAAAGAAUUAACUUAUGCAAUUGAUACACAUUCCUCUAUACCUAGCAGUAGUAUUAAAAGGGAAAGUACUAAAAGAUUGUCAAUGCAUGCAUUGUCGACUAGAGAACCUUGUUUAACCACGUAUUCCGCUCAAUCUCUUCCCAGAGAAUCUAGACGUAGAGAACCAUUGGGGCAAGAUGCCAAAGUAUCGUUUGAAUAUGCAAAUCUAGAACUUGCAGAUCAAAGUGAGGUUCGAGAAAUUGUGAUAAAAAAUGAAGCAGGUCCACUAGGACUUCAUGUGGUGCCAUGUUAUGAUCUAUUGGGUAAUGACCAAGGACUCAGAGUCGAAGGCAUUGAGCCUAAUGGCAGAAUUGCUAGAGAUGGACAAAUUGAUUUGCAUGAUAAGAUCAUAAAAAUAAAUGGCCACAAUCUAUUGCAUAUACCAUUCUCCAAAGUGCAAGAAAUAUUUAGGACUUGUAUGACUGAACCAUGUCUGCAGAUUUCAGUAGUAAAGCAUAAAAAGCCACGUGAGAAAUCAUUGCAUAAGGGUCACGGUAACAUUAGUGGAGGGUCAGAGAAAACAGAACCAGAUGACAAUGGUAAAAGACUUCAGUGUAGCAACUAUAACCUCUUACAAACUGCUAAUACACGAAAAAUUGGCCGUAUGAUAGAAAUAGAAUUAACAAAAGGAAGUAAUGGACUGGGUUUUAGUGUCACAACACGAGAUAAUCCUGCGGGAGGACAUUGCCCCAUAUACAUUAAGAAUAUAUUACCAAAAGGUGCUGCAGUUGAAGAUGGAAGAUUAAGGCCUGGUGACAGGUUGCUGGAAGUAAAUAAUAAAGAAAUGACAGGCAAGAGUCAAGCAGAAGUGGUUUCGCUUCUUAGAAGUAUUCAUCCUGGUGGGAAGGUGAGAAUGGUGGUUUCUCGUCAAGAAGAAAUUUCUUCUAGUAUUCCAGAUACUCACACCCAUGUCACUUCCACCAGUCAAACUUCAGAAACUACAGACAAUUCGAAAUAUUGGAAUACGGUGAACACAUCAUCAAUGAAAAAGAACACUGAAGUUCACGAUAAAAUGAAUGCCCACAGUUUCGAUAACAGUACAUUUAAGUCUGUAAAAUCGUCAGAAGACAUUGUAUUGUCACCCCGUAAAAACCGUAUGAUACUAACCUUGGAUAUACCAGUGCAUGAUUCAGAGAAAGCUGGAUUGGGUGUCAGUGUGAAGGGAAAGACAACUAAUACAGAUGAGAAUACCAAUAUGGAUUUGGGUAUUUUCAUAAAAAGUGUUCUUCAUGGAGGUGCAGCAUCGCGCGAUGGAAGAUUAAGGACCAACGACCAGUUGCUCAAUGUGAAUGGGGUGUCUUUAUUAGGAUUAUCCAAUUCUGAUGCAAUGGAAACCCUCAGAAGAGCAAUGCUCAAUACAAAUAGCUCUGUAACAGGUGUAAUUACCCUUACCAUAGCCAGAAGGAUAUCUUCCUAUGAUGCAAAUGAAAAAAAUCUUCCAGAAAACUUGUCAUCCCAUUGUAAAUUAGAAUCCGCGAAUAGCAUAUACAUAUCAGAUACCACGACAGCGAACGAAGGUCGGGUAAAAGAGAAGAACAACCUAAAUUCACAGUCAGACAUCUUGGAUAACGGAGGGUUAUUGUCCUGUGUAACCGCAUCCCCUUGGAACCCGGUCAUAGACAGACUGACAGAACAGUAUAACAAAAACAGUUUAAGAAACGAAAGCUAUUGCAUCGCUACCAAUAAAACGUGGAUAGAACCUGUUGGCAACUUGAAGAAGAUUACCGUGGGACAACGCGACGACCGCGCGGAGCCAGUACUGCUGGAGGACUCCAAUGACGUCCAGUGCAAUGAUGCCAAAAGAACUACAGACGAUAAGGACAGUCAGUAUUCCGGGGACCCGACUUACGACAGUCAAUUGUCGUUGGAGGAAUUCAGUUCAUCGUCCAACAAAUUUUCCCGUGAUGCUCUGGGCAGGCAGAGUAUGUCGGAGAAGCGACAUGCUGCCCUAGACGCAAAGAACACUGACACAUACAAGAGGAACAAGAAAUUGCGCGAAGGACGAGAGAAUAAAAGUCAGGAACAACCGAAUCAAAAGCCCGCGAAUCAAUCGACCGACUCAGAGGAUCAGACAAGGCGAACAGUAGGUAAACCGGAGAGUUUCGAGAAAUGUAAAAGUAGUAGUAAAGGCACCAUAGAAGGGAGCACGAGCGACGGUAAUCUGAAACGAUACGAGAAGUCCGUGGACCCAGUCCAGUCUGAUUAUGUAUACACUGUAUCGGGAUGUAAUAAUAAGUUCACCUCGCCGAGGAAACAUUGGCUGGUGGACGAUAUACACGGGGAGAUAACGAGUAGCAAUAAUUUUAAGGACGAUCGCGAGGGUUUUCCAAAUAGUCGAGGGGACGUGAAACAGGCUUCGCUCAAUUCAGCUCUAGACGAUCGAUACAAACGUUCGCGGAAAAAAGGUGGCAUUCGGUCGAUGCUUCGACUAGGGAAAAAUAGGAAAUCGCUCAAUUUCGGUGACAGUAUAGAAGCUCGGCACGAAUCCAGUAAUUAUUGCAGCGGAACAAUAAAUUAUAUCGCAUAAUAUUAAAGAGAGAAAGAGAGAGAGAAAGAGAAAAAGAGAGAG